This is a messenger RNA of Salarias fasciatus (jewelled blenny), 2352 nucleotides long. RefSeq names its product small ubiquitin like modifier 1 (gene sumo1). The record is from RefSeq and is a predicted model, not a curated record. Bases 114 to 419 code for a protein of 101 amino acids. Lineage: Eukaryota; Metazoa; Chordata; Actinopteri; Blenniiformes; Blenniidae. Gene Ontology annotation, molecular function: protein binding. The transcript has 5 exons.
GAGUUUGACGUCACUUCCGUUUGAUGUUGCAGUCUCACAACAAGCUGGAGCGGACUGAGCGCCACAGCUAACAUCUUUUAUUGCUCCUUUUCACCAAAACACACAGAAGAAACAUGUCAGAUACGGAGACAAAACCUUCCAGCCAAGACGGUGGAGACAAGAAGGACGGAGAGUACAUCAAGUUAAAAGUGAUUGGUCAGGACAGCAGUGAAAUCCACUUCAAAGUGAAAAUGACAACACAUUUAAAGAAACUGAAAGAGUCCUAUAGCCAGAGACAGGGUGUCCCGGCCAGCACGCUAAGGUUUCUGUUUGAAGGACAGAGAAUCGCAGACACCCAGACUCCAAAAGAGCUCGGAAUGGAGGACGAGGACGUCAUUGAAGUGUAUCAAGAACAGACUGGUGGACUUUGGAACGAUUAAACCGCCUGCAUUUCUAAGUCCUUAUUUUUCCCUUGGUUUUUUUUUUAUUUUGUAUGUAUGUAUUUUUUGUUCAGUUUCAAACCAUCUGGAUCAAAAUGGACUCAAUUAGGGCUUCCAUGUGUCAGGGCAGGAAGGUGAAGACACUGAGGUAAGGGUGAGGAAAUGGAAAGCGGGUCUCUGGAUGUGCAUGUUAUUUCACAUGGGCUGCAGCAUCCAACGUGAUCAUUACUCCCAAAAUUGCCAACACACGCAACUUUGUUGUUUACAGUGUUGGCAGAGACUAAGAAAGGAUUUAUUCCUCCUAAAAUUGAAAACGUUCUUGUGAAAAUGUGUCAACUAUUACAGGUUUGGUUUUUUUGCCGUCUUUAUAUGUGAACUCAUGUGGCCGUAAUCGGACGCGAUUUUUUUUUUUAGGAAUUCCAAAACAGAGACAAGUCAAGUUAAACUUUAAUUGGUUAAGCUGAGAUUGAGAUUGCCCAAAACCAAAAAACACUGAUGGAUUUGAAGAUUUUUCACACCCCAGAUGGCUGUACCCCAACAGGUUAUUGUAACUUAGUGGGUUGGGAUGUAUGCAGGCAACUUAUUAAGUUACGAAAUAGUUGGACUCAUUACCAUACAACUGAUAAAGUCAGUCUAUCAGCAACAUUACUGUCAGUCAUGUAAUAACUCCUCAUUUCCUGAAGCCGCCACACGUGACCUCGUGGAGGCUUCCGGAAGCAGCACUGCCUGUUGAAUACAUUCCAGAUCGAUGGGAUUCACUCAUUUGGAACAGAAAAUCUUUCUAAAAGUCAAACUACAAGACCUCCUGUCAAUGUUUCUUACCUUUGAUUUCAGUCAUUUACAGCCUGUGUGUGCCAUGUGUGAAUUGCUGCACCAUUAUGAAAUUGUAAAAAAACAAUUGAGCUGAAGCAGUCAUAUUGGAGAUUUGAAACCUUUUUAAGAUAAUAAAUGUGCUUUACUUGUACAUGUUGUAUUCAGUAUUUGUGUUUGAAUGACAAGCCAUGUGUAUCUCCAGUGUUCUCUUAUUUAUAGCUGAGGGUUUCAUUCUGUAGUGAUAGAACAAAAUAUAUUCUGCUAGAGGAAUAUUUUGCUUGCCGACAGUCGCAGUGUGUUCAGCCUCCAGCAGUUGGUGCAGAGGGAACAUGUUAUCACGGGACGUCAAUGUUUCGUUUAUUUUUAAUUUUUCUCUUUGCUUCUGGAAUGAACGUUUUAUUCUGUGUACUGUAUGAAUGUCCUCCAGAAGGUGAAGACCAGUUGCAGUCCCUGCCCCAAAGAUUUACUUAUUUUUUUUUACCUUAGUGUGAAGCAGUCAUAUUUACGUGACGGAGAUCCACAUCUGGUCACAGCUGCAGCAGAUGCUGGAUCGACUGCACCUCUGGGACAGUCUGAGCCUGAACGGCCUGCAGCGUCAUGUUUCUCCUGCCACACCUGACGCUUCCGCCUGCAUUCGUAAACAUUACGGUCGGAAAAAUUCAGUGAUAGCAAGUGAAAGGUUGCCGUGCUCCCAGAGGUGUGUGCAAUAAAAGUAAUAAAAACUGACCUCCAGGCUCGGCUGCAGCCUCGCAUUGUUUCAGACCUUUCUGCUGGAGCACACACACGUGUUUUGGACGAGUGCGUCGUUAUCAGCUUCAGAGUUUGACCCUUUAAUUUAAAUCAGGUGUGUUUAAGCAGGAAGACACCUCGAGCAGCGCAGGCCGGCGGGCUUGAACUCUGCUCCAGCAGCUUACCUCAAUUGGAUUCCCUCCGCCUGAGCGUUGCGUUUGUGAGCGGCUCCGGUGAUCUGUAGUCCAGGCAGAAUCCCCCCCCCCAGGCAGGACAGGCAGCGAGGUCGAAUAAAGGGACUGUGUGUCACCAGAGGAACAUUGAUACAGAUGGUUUGAAAUUCUGGAGAUGAGGUUUUGGCUUUUUUUGAAUAAAAUAUUUAAAAAGAAAA